UAAAAGGUAAAUACGAAGCUCGCAAGAAAGAAAAAAAAAACGCAAAAAACACGAAAAAAUCCCGCUGAACCGAGAUAAAUGCACGAAAACGGCGCAACUGACGGGCCCGUGAAACUAUGUGAAUACGUGCGAAGCGCCAAAGACGCGUGGAAAAAGUGAAAAAAAAACACAAAAAAGUAAUCGUAGCGAUGUCACAUUCACAGUCAUCAUCAUUGUCGAAAAUCAUCCUGCAAAAUUUUCACGUAAUUUUGCUGCUAAUUUGCACGUGUAACGUGCCCUUUGCCAUCACGACGUCGCAAGAUGCCACAAAAUCCGCUUCAACGACAGGAGCUGCUGCUGCGUCGUCGUCGCCUUCUGCGAAAACUUUGAAUGCUGGCGGAGGUCAGGAAAUCUUCGAGAACGAUGUUUUCUCGUCGAUCAUGAAUAAUGCGGCAGAAACGGUGGAUGGCCUGACGACAGAUGCCGACGGCAAUAUCGGAAGCACAAAUUUGGUGUUUCAGCCAGCGAGCAUCGAUUUCAAGGAAAAUGCCAUCGGGGAGCCCCAAAGUCGCGUGAUUACCGUUUUCAACAGACAUCGCAAUCAGAGCGUCGUUCUGGGCUCCAUUUCGGGCAACGUUCCCGAUUUUUACACUUCGUGGUCAUUCGUGGACAAGGUCAUUCCGCCAGAAGGAAAUGCCACUUUUAACAUCGUCUUUCUGCCACGGAAGCUCGGAAAUGCGCUCGGAUUGCUGAUGAUUCAUACCUCUUUUGGUCUCAUCAAGUACGAAGUGCGGGGCGAUGGCGUGGAAUGUCCUUAUCGCUUGACGCCACUGAUAAAUUUGAAGGCUCCCUUGAACGCGACGAUCUCUCCGGAGAUUUUCAUGUACAAUUAUCACAGCAAACCACUGCAAAUUGUCGAAGUUUACAGCAGCGGCGGCGCUUUUCAGCUAGAAUUGCCAAGCGGGAAGCAAGAAGGGCCCCAAGCGCUGUGGGAAAUACCGCCGUUCAGCAUGAAAAGUGUCAUUCGGGUCAAAUUUAAUGGAAAAACGCCCGGAAAUCACACCGCUUAUGUGAGGAUUAAAAUUUCCGCUGCCAAUGAUCCAUCGCUGGCGAACCGAAUGCUCGUUGUGCCGAUAGAAGUUGAAAUUUUCAGUCAUACGGGAGUUUAUUCCAACACUCCGUUCAUCGAUUUUGGCUUUUUGGCGAACCGAUCGACUGUGGAAAGGCGCAACUUGAGUCUCUUUAGUAGUCGAAAGACGGAAGAAACGAGUGUGGAAGUGAAAUCGUGGCGUGUGGAAAGCGAAGAACCGGAAAUUAUCAAAAGUAUGACGAUUGAAGUGCAAAAAAAUCAAGUCACUGUCGUGCUGGACUGGAGUAAAAUCACGAAAAGUGAGCGAUUUACGGGAGAAAUUGUGCUGAAGACGGGCGAUCGUGCCGGCGACGAGUACCGGAUUCCAUUUACGGGAUGCAUCGUAAAGGGAAGCCUCGUGUAUGACACAAAAACGCUGCAAUUUUUACUUAAUACCGACCUCAAUGGCGACACCGACGACGAAAGAGAGAAUUUUUUACUGCUGGAUUCGUCGCCGCCCCUCGAACGCACGUUUGACGUGACAAACAACUUCAGCACGCCCAUUAACGUGAUAAAUCUGACGACAAGCGAUAGCAGAACGGAUGCCGAUACCGCCGCAAUUGAUCACAUCAAGAUAACGGGAUUUCGUGCAACGACAAUUCUCAAGCCGAACGAAACUUUGAGUCUUUUUCGGAUUUCGCUCGUGAAUAUUCGCACACUUUUGGCAUCAAAUCCGCUUCCCUUGACGUUUUUGUUGCAAUUACACACGAAUAUCAGUGUUUAUGAGAUCCCUCUGCAUAUUUUUAAUGGACGUCUCAAGCGACUUGUGCCCCUCGAAGUCACCCAUUACGACGGAACGAAUGCUGGAGACGAUCAAAAUUUGAAUUUUGGGAUUUUGCCGGUUGCUCAACCGCAUCGCGGAUUAAUUGCGUUUGUCAAUCCGAACCCGGUGCCAGUGCAAAUCACGAAUUUUCGCAUGAAAUCCGCCGAUGGCACUUAUAUGUCGGUGACGUUGCGCGGAUGUGGGCCCCAUCAAAUGGAUAAGCUGCGAUUGUGCAAUAAAGUUGAGGCUGGAGAGUGGAUUGUCUUUGAAAUUGCGGUCAAAUCGCAAACUGUUGGCAAUUAUGUCGGGAAAUUUUUGGUUACAAGUGAAGUUGGGGGAACGUUUAUGGAGGAAAUUGUGACGCCAGUUAAAUUUACAACAGCGAUGGGGAGAUUGGAGCUGGAUAAGGAUUUGCUGCAUUUCACGGAAUGUUAUCCGGGUAAAUUGUGCUCUCUAAACCUCAGCGCAUACUCAACAUUCAUGAAAAAGAUGCAAGUCGAAGCAAUUCAACCAGAAACAGCUGGAAUCUCCUACGUCGCCAGCACCGAAGACUCCGCAUUCCCCGAAAUCCUCCCGAACGUCGUCACCGACAUCGGCCGCCUCUACUUCAACCCCAAGGAACUUUGCAAAAACGACUGUUACACAAGUUUCGAGAUUUUAUCGAACGCGACAGCAGCUCGUUGGAUGUCAACGCUAAACAACUUUAACGAAUACCGCAAACUGGACCUCGAUUGGCUGGCAUACCGUCAAAAUUUGUACCAAAAAGCGAAAAAAAUGCUCAAAACGAUCAGUUUCAAGCUAACAACAAACACCGUGAAGCGUCACGAGUUCAAUGCAAGCGUAAAUCUCAUUUGGCCAAAAUUCCUGCCAACAAAUAUAAAUUUUCCAACACUCCAAAUCGAUCAGGAAGCUGUGAAAUUCAUCACGAUCAUCAAUCCAACGGAUCAUUUGCUGCUCGUGCAUUACGUUUUGCAUGACGUUGCCAAUCACGGCGCCAAAAUUUACACGCCAGCCUUCGUUUCGAAAGAUUGUUCAAAUUGCACACUCACGAACGGCGAAAAUGUCUUUUCCUUCUUGCACGAAGAGACGGAGGUCUUUAUUCAGGACAUUCCGCCGCACAGUUAUGCGAAAAUUGGGAUUCGUUUCAGCUCCAAUGAGCCCGGAACGUACUCGACGGCACUUUAUUUGCGAAAUAACUUGACGGUGGUCGAAAGUGUUUGGAUAACAGCACGUGCCGUUCAACCGCUGUUCAAAUUUAGCAACAGAAAAUCGGGUUCGGCGACACCUUUGAUCUUCGAAGUGACAGAUAAUCAUCUGAAAGCGUGCGAUAAGCCUCAGACGAACUACAAUCCGUUCGUGACGAUCAAAAGAACGUUUACGGCGAAGAAUUUCGGCGAAGUCCCGAUCACAGUUUAUGGCUUGCGGGUCGAAAACAACCCCUGCGAAGGAUUCGGCUUUAAAAUCUUGAAUUGUCAUCCUUUUGAGUUGGCUCCGAAUGCCAGUGAAAAGAUUGAGAUCGAAUUUUCGCCGGAUUUUACGCUUGCUAGACUCACAAGAACACUUUUCCUUCACACGAGCAUGAAUUAUUUGGUGAAUUUCACGUUGCUCGGGACUGUGCCGCCUUAUGCGCUCGAAAAAUGCAACAAAGCGAUCAUCCGCCCGUCAUGGGAGAACAAUUAUCGACGCAUAACUUUCGGAAUUUUGACAUUCGCCUUCUUGCUCGUGAUUUUAUUGUCAUUUUUGGAGUCGGACAAGGUCCUACGAGAUCAUUUGACGAACAUUUCGAAAGAUCGGGGGCCUGUACAAGCUCCCUUGGACCUCCGACAGAUCGCAGCAUCGAUGCAGCAAGAGACCCAAGCCCUAAAUGCCGCAAUUAACGCCUCAGCGACGAAUUCUAAGAAGGAAACGCCCGUCGUGAGUCGUCGUAAGAACGCAAAAUCGGCGAAAAAUGACAAUUCUAACGAAGUAAAUCACAAAAAUGGACGGUAUGCCAACAGUAAUAGCGCGAAAAAGCAAGAAACGAACAAUAAUCGGAAGGAAAAUGUGAAUAAUAAGCGGCAACAACAGAAACAGGAGAAGCAACAACGUUCCAAGGAGAUUGUAGUAGAGGCGGAAGAGACAAGUUCAACUACAACAGAAAGUUCCUUUAAUUCUGACGACUCGGAUAGUCGUUCGACGACCCGAUCGUCGCCCAAGAGUGAUUCACCAUUGACGACAGAUGCCCCGAAUCAAGGUCACAAAGAGAAUGGAGAACGAAAAAAGACGCAAAUUGCCCAAAGUAACGGAAAUGCGAAGAAAAACAACGUGAAAAAGUCGAAAAGUUUACCUUUGCAGUACGAGGAGAGUGAAAAUUUAUCAAAAACGUGCAGUAAGGACGAGCAAAAUGAACAAAUUAACGCCCAUUCAAAGGAAAAUUUGACCCACGAGAACGGAAAGGAGCUUUUAUCAUCGGAAAAUUGCCCCAACGACUCUUCGAACCAAAAGUUGCCUGGAAAGACUCCCGGGCGCGAAAGAAAGUCCGGCGGAUAUCAACAAUCCAUCAAAAACAGCACAAACAUCAAGCAACUUUCCUUCAAAACGCCCGGAUUUGGUUUCGAGACGGCACAAAACUCCGUUCCGAAGAACAAUCACGUCGGUUUUCUGCCACAGGCGAACAUUUGGACCGAAAAUCGGGCGACUUUUAGUGAUGUCGUUGCCCAACAACCCGUUUUACCUGUCACGCAACCAAAGAAAAGUUUGUUCAUGGAUCAAGUACCGCCGCAGAAAACGCGUCGUUCAACAGGAGAUGUUCAAAACACGUCAAAUCUCGGUUUGGGCGGCGGAAAUUUGUUCAACCAGCAACAAAAUGCGAACGUUAAACGUAAUUUGUCGUCGAUGUAUGGGCAACAAACGCAGCAGCAACGUGUUUUGGAUGAGAUUUCGAUGUACGGUAACACGGAUGAUGCCAAAAAUCAACGUCAUUCGGAUGAUUUUGGACCCAUAGGCACGCCAUUGUUGACACGCAACUCUCCGCCGUUCUUGCAGCAAAAUUGGGAACCGAUGGGAAUUCAACAACCAGUCCCCGCGAUGUCAAAUUACUACCAAAGUCAACCGAGAAGUCGUUUUUUGGACACGUUUCAGAGUCGCGAGCAGCAACAAAGCGACGCGAGUCUCUUGGAAGCAAUGUCGCAAUUUCCCGUGUGGAAUGCGGAUCCCAAUUGGACCGAAAUGUUCACGCGACAUCAGCAGCAGCAGCAGCAACAGGAGCAAUUUGACGCGUGGAAUCGCUCGAUGGCAUGGAAUCCGAUGAAUUAUUCGACAAAUUCGACAGUUCGACCGCCGCCUGGCUUAACGUUGAACCGCGAACGACAACAACAACUUCCGGGGUCUCACAUAUCAAAUAUUCGAUCUGAGGAGAAUGUUGGCGUCGCGGCGGCGAAUCAACAGCAACAGCAGCAGCAGCAGCAAAAUCAGGGAGCACAACAAAAUCAAGAGCCAAUGCGUACUUACGAUCCAUUCAAGUCGCUUAGCUACUUAUGGCAAGGCGGCACCGACUUAUGGGGCGCAUCCAGCAGCAACAAUAACAAGAAACAAGAGUAAAAUUAUCGUGAAAUAAUGGAAAAAAUGAAAUAAUAAUCAAAAUCUGUUCUCAUUUCUGAAAAAAAUCAUGAAAAAACGAUCGCUGUAUUGAUCGUUGUUACAAAAAAAAAAAUAUCUUUCUGCUUAACUCCUGUUUAAAAAGCAAUUUGUAAUGAAAUUAAACAAAGA
This is a messenger RNA of Culicoides brevitarsis, 5618 nucleotides long. It is a transcript of the gene Tmem131, whose product is annotated as transmembrane protein 131 homolog. The transcript is spliced from 4 exons. The record is from RefSeq and is a predicted model, not a curated record. Gene Ontology annotation, cellular component: membrane. Bases 189 to 5450 code for a protein of 1753 amino acids. Lineage: Eukaryota; Metazoa; Arthropoda; Insecta; Diptera; Ceratopogonidae.